AUGCUAUCUCUACUUUAAGAGCCUGAAAGAUUGAAAACAGAUCCCAGUGAUUUUAAUCUCAGAUGGGAUGAUACAACUUUGUUUUCGCAUAAAAAUAAACUCAAACAUUAGACUAAUCUUCUUGAAAUAGUCAGAAAUGUACCUUCUAAAAUAGUUCUAAAUCAAAAUCCAUAAAAUUUGUAAGCCUUUAAUGCGAAGUCUCCAGGGAUCAAGAAGCCCUUCCUUGAGUAUGCAACUACAAAUCUGAUUGAUGUAAUUCGGAAAUCAAAGAAAAUAGAGGUAAAAUUGAGUAUAUUGUAUGAGAAAGUAGAAAUAUCAAUGGAAAAAUAUUUGAGCAUUAAGGAAUCCUAAAUGCUGAGCUCUCAGAGGCAGAAACAGCCCAGGAAAUCCUUAUAAGUCUAACACACUCUAGAAGUGGUCCAAACUUCGCACUUAGAGAAGAGUGUAAAUGAAGAAGGCAUGGCAUAAAUUAACUAAUAUACUGUCUUGGAAUCUUUGGGACAAGGGGCCUUUGGAAAAGUGAAAAAAGCAUAAAAUUUUAAAGGCGAAAUCUUAGCAAUUAAAAUAGCAAAUAAAAAAAAGUUAAAAAAGAAACUGCUCUCAAAAUCAAAUGCUUAUACGAUGUUAGAAAGAGAAAUAGCUAUCAUGAAAAAGAUAUCCCACGAAAAUGUUGUUCAAUUAUUUGAGGUCAUUGAUGACCCAAACAAAGAUAAACUCUAUUUGGUAAUGGAAUAUAUGGGCAAAGGAAGUAUCUUAAGCAAAGGGUUCUUUAAAAAAUAGAAAACCACCUCCAACAUACUGGAUGAAAUUGAGGACAAAAAUCCCUUGUCUAAAUUGACAGAAGAGCAAUGUCGCCAUUACUUUUCUGAUUUUAUUAAAGGGUUGUAUUACUUGCAUGAAUGUGUCAAUGUGAUUCAUAGAGAUAUCAAACCAGAAAACCUAUUGGUCAACAUAAAUGAUCAGCUUAAGAUUGCAGAUUUUGGAGUUUCUCAUAUUAUGGAGGAUGGAGGAGAUGGUCGUAUAUCCAAUUAGACAGGUACUCAAGCAUACUUAGCUCCAGAGGUAUUUAAAGGUAGGAAUCGAGUCUAUUAUUUAGGAUAGAAUUUUGAUGGAAAGCCAGUUGAUAUCUGGGCAGGAGGAGUAACUCUGUAUUAGAUGGUCUAUGGAAAACUCCCAUUUACAAGUCAAAAAUCAAUGGAGUUGAGAUAACAAAUAUUGGAGGACAAUCCUCCUUUCUCUUAACCCUAAGGAUUUUCAAAUUCAAUUAUUAAAUUAUUGUAAGGGUUAUUAUAGAAGUCGCCUGAAAAAAGGUUGAAAAUUGAUUAGAUUAUUAUGGAUGAUUGGGUAACUGAUUUCGGCAAGUAGCCAAUAAUUAAUUAAUAUAUUGAAUAUGUUGAUGUCACAGAAAUGGAUAUUAGAUUUGCUUUGACGAGUCUUAAUAUUUAAAUGGCUUUGAAAAUAGUUGUAAAAUUGCUUUAUUAAGCCAAAAAAGCUAGAAGGAAAAUUGCAGAAAGAAAAAAGAUGCAAAAAUGAUCAUAAAAUAAUCUUUUUAUUAGAACAUCAAUUUUA
Messenger RNA from Paramecium tetraurelia, 1569 nucleotides. RefSeq lists its product as uncharacterized. Gene Ontology annotation, cellular component: cytoplasm. Gene Ontology annotation, molecular function: protein serine/threonine kinase activity; ATP binding. Gene Ontology annotation, biological process: protein phosphorylation; intracellular signal transduction. Lineage: Eukaryota; Ciliophora; Oligohymenophorea; Peniculida; Parameciidae. The record is from RefSeq and is a predicted model, not a curated record. The transcript is spliced from 5 exons.